Cuscuta europaea is the source of this 2058-nucleotide messenger RNA. The record is from the annotation of a GenBank genome assembly. Lineage: Eukaryota; Viridiplantae; Streptophyta; Magnoliopsida; Solanales; Convolvulaceae.
CUUUCCUGCUUCCCUUGAGUUCUUCCCCUUUUUAGGUAUUGAACUAUUGACCACUUCCCCUAAUUCAUACCCUCUCAUUUGUCUCAUCCCUCAACACUCUCCUCUCCUUCAGUCCUUCACAGUCACAAUAUGCUACCUUUCUGCAGUUCGAUCUGGGUAUUUGGUUUUUGAACCCUUCUUGAUGAUCAUCGCACUUUUUGUUCCCUCCCAAGUAUUCAAAGUCAUAUGAACUGUAUGUACUCUUCGGUGAAAGGAGAUCUGCAUGUGUGAUCCUUCGGAAUUCCUAGAAAUCUUGAGAAGCUGAACAGACCCGACAUUUAAAGAUUCAAUCUUUAUAUCCUAUCUUCACCAUCACUUUCUUUAAUUUGGUUCACUAAUGUACCCUUUUCUGAUGCCAAUCGGAUGGUUAAAAAUAAAACACGCAGAAUCAGAAUGGCAGCGAGAAAUGACCUGUUUUACCCCAUUGUUGGAUUCGGGUUGCUUCUUGCUUUUCUUGUAUACUUGUCUUGUGGGGAUUUCUGGAUGAAAUCUCAUGGAGCAACACAGUUGACUUUUGUGGAGCGGAAUGGGACCCAGUUCUUGGCAGAUGGCCGGGUCUUCUAUUUUAACGGUUGGAACUCUUACUGGUUGAUGGACCACGCUGUGGAUCAGGAUAGGAGAUCAAGAGUUAGCACCAUGCUUCAAGCUGGUGCUAAGAUGGGACUGACUGUAUGCAGAACUUGGGCCUUCAAUGAUGGUGCAUAUAAUGCUCUUCAGAUUUCCCCCGGGAAAUUCGAUGAAAGGGUAUUUAGGGCCUUGGACCAUGUAAUAGCUGAAGCCAGGAAAAAUGGGAUUAGGCUGAUACUCUGUUUGGUAAAUAAUCUCAAAGCAUACGGUGGGAAGACUCAGUAUGUUAAAUGGGCAUGGGAAGAAGGUCUUGCUUUAAGCUCUUCCAACGAUUCAUUCUUUUACGAUCCAAUCAUCCGUGGUUACUUCAAGAACUAUGUCAAGACAGUGCUUACUAGGAAAAACACAGUUACUGGAAUUGAGUACAGGGAUGAUCCAACUGUCUUUGCAUGGGAAUUAAUUAACGAACCUAGGUGCAUGACUGAUCCUUCUGGUGACACCCUUCAAGACUGGAUUGAAGAAAUGUCAACUUAUGUGAAAUCAAUUGACAGGAAUCAUCUGCUAACGGUUGGCCUUGAAGGAUUUUAUGGUCCAAAAGAUUCCAAAAGAUUGAAUGUUAAUCCUGAAUCUUGGGCUUCUGAUCUUGGCUCUGAUUUUAUUCGGAACUCAAAUCUCUCAACCAUAGAUUUUGCAUCUGUCCACGUAUAUCCAGAUCAUUGGUUUCCCGAUAAUCAAACUUUUGAUGAUAAAUUGAAGUUUGUGAAGAAGUGGAUGCUUUCUCACAUUGAAGAUGGUGACAGGAGACUGAAAAGACCAGUCGUGUUUGCCGAAUUCGGAUUGUCAAAUGAGAACAAGGAAAUCGAAUCAUCUCAACGUGACAGAUUCUUCAAGCUUAUUCUUGAAAUCAUAUUCAGGUCUGCAAAGCACAAUAAAUCAGGGGCUGGGUCUGUCUUCUGGCAGUUCCUUGUUGAGAAGAUGGAGGAGUAUAACGAUGAGUUCGGGAUUGUUCCUUGGGAGAGGCAAUCCAUAUAUAAUCUGAUCACCCAGCACUCUUGUAGGCUUGCGGGUGUUCAUGGACCACUGCCUUCUCAGAUAAUUUGUCAAGAGAGGAAGUGGGAAGAAGUGGGAAGUUAAUUUCGGGACUGUCCGAAAAGGAAAGUGCUUCUUUGGCUUAGUGUAGGACAAGGAGGAGAGUUGACUCGUUCUGGAUGUGUUAGUAAGCAAGGGUGCGGCCGUCCUGAGCUGCUUUCCGACGAAGAUGAGCCGUUGUUAGUCCGGCGGGAUACCUUCCUCGUCCUGGAUCUUGGCCUUCACAUUGUCGAUUGUGUUCGGUUAUUCCACAUUUGUUAAGCUAUAAUUUAUUUUACGUCCAUGCAAUUCUUCAAAUAACAACCUUUUGUUUUUUAUCCCUAAAAUUUAUGUUAGUUUAGUUUCUAGUCCAUCACCGAUGCA